Molecule: messenger RNA, 864 nt
Organism: Eremothecium gossypii ATCC 10895
Lineage: Eukaryota; Fungi; Ascomycota; Saccharomycetes; Saccharomycetales; Saccharomycetaceae
Gene: IPP1
Product: inorganic diphosphatase IPP1
Exons: 1
Coding region: 1-864 (287 amino acids)
Biological process (GO): phosphate-containing compound metabolic process
Cellular component (GO): nucleus; cytoplasm
Molecular function (GO): magnesium ion binding; inorganic diphosphate phosphatase activity
Source: RefSeq, marked provisional
AUGAGCUACACUACCAGACAGAUUGGAGCUAAGAACACCUUGGACUACCGGGUGUUCAUCGAGAAGGCCGGCAAGGUCGUCUCGCCGUUCCACGACAUCCCAUUGUACGCGGACGAGGAGAACCAAAUCUUCAACAUGGUGGUGGAGAUCCCAAGAUGGACCAACGCCAAGCUUGAAAUCACGAAGGAGGAGGCGAUGAACCCCAUCAUCCAGGACACCAAGAAGGGCAAGCUCAGAUACGUCAGAAACUGCUUCCCCCACCACGGCUACAUCCACAACUACGGCGCGUUCCCCCAGACGUGGGAGGACCCCAACGUGGCGCACCCGGAGACCAAGGCAUACGGUGACAACGACCCGCUCGACGUGCUCGAGAUUGGUGAGACCAUCGCGUACACCGGGCAGGUGAAGCAGGUCAAGGUGCUUGGCGUGAUGGCGUUGCUCGACGAGGGCGAGACCGACUGGAAGAUCAUCGUGAUCGACGUGCACGACCCGUUGGCGCCCAAGUUGAACGACAUCGAGGACGUCGAGAAGCACCUACCGGGCCUGUUGCGCGCCACCAACGAGUGGUUCCGCAUCUAUAAGAUCCCUGACGGCAAGCCUGAGAACCAGUUCGCGUUCUCCGGCGAGGCCAAGAACCGGAAGUACGCGCUCGACGUGAUCCGCGAGUGCCACGAGGCCUGGUGCCAGUUGGUCGCCGGCAAGGCCGCCGACGACAAGAAGGUCUCCCUGGCCAACUCCACGUUGCAGGAGUCCGUCGCGUACGCGCCCGAGGUCGCCGCUGCCGUCCCGGCCGCCAACCCGCUCCCAGACGCGCCCAUCGACAAGUCCAUCGACAAGUGGUUCUUCAUCUCCGGCUCCGCCUGA